This is a messenger RNA of Marmota monax (woodchuck), 1605 nucleotides long. RefSeq names its product L-amino-acid oxidase-like. Bases 1 to 1605 code for a protein of 534 amino acids. Gene Ontology annotation, biological process: amino acid catabolic process. Gene Ontology annotation, molecular function: L-amino-acid oxidase activity; polyamine oxidase activity. The record is from RefSeq and is a predicted model, not a curated record. Lineage: Eukaryota; Metazoa; Chordata; Mammalia; Rodentia; Sciuridae. The transcript is spliced from 7 exons.
AUGGCCACCAUGAGUGGUAUUCUGGUGUUGGCACUCCUGCUGGCUACCUCCAGCUGCCUUGCCUACUAUGAGGACUUGGCCAAGUGCUUCCAGGACCCGAAUUAUGAGUCCUUCCUUGUCACAGCUCAGGAGGGACUCCGCACCUCUCCCCUGCCCAAGCGCAUAGUAGUAGUGGGAGCUGGCAUGUCAGGCCUGACAGCAGCCAAGACCCUGCAGGAUGCUGGCCAUCAGGUAACCAUCCUGGAGGCCAGUGAUCAUGUUGGGGGCCGAGUGGUCACAUUCAGGAACAAGGAGGAGGGCUGGUAUUACGACCUGGGGCCCAUGCGAAUCCCCAAAUCCCACAGGCUAAUCCACACCUACGUCAAGAAGCUUGGCCUGAAGCUGAACAAGUUCAUCCAAUAUGAUGGCAAUACCUGGUACCUCAUCAAUGGACAACGACAUCGCAGUUGGGAGGUCAAGGCCAACCCAGAGAUCCUGGGCUAUUCCAUGAACCCCACAGAGAAGGGCAAGAGUGCCAUGAAUCUCUUCCACCAGUCCAUUAUCAAGCUCAAACAAAGUCUGAAAAUGUUCAACUGCAGCCACCUGAUGUCCUUCUAUGAUUCUUACUCCACCAAGGCUUACCUGGUGAAGAAAGGGAUGCUGAGUGGAGGCGCAGUGCAGAUGAUUGGAGAUGUGAUGAAUGAAAACGCUGGGUACUAUAAAUCCCUCCUGGAGUCCCUGAGGAAUGCUAACAUCUUCUCCAAAAGUGAUGACUUUUAUGAGAUCACCGGGGGAUUUGACCAGCUUCCCAGAGCCCUCAGCACCAACCUAAAACCUGGCACCAUCCAUUUGGGAUCCAAGGUGGAGAUGGUAGUGAGGGAUGGGCCUGAAGUUCGGGUUUUGUACCGCAAAGGUGGGCCCACCUCGGAGCUGCACAACCUCACUGCUGACUACGUCAUCAUCUCAGCCUCUGCCAAGGCCACGCGCCUCAUCGCCUUCCAGCCACCUCUGUCCCCAGACAAGACAAACGCUCUGCGCUCGGUGCAUUACACCAGUGCUACCAAGGUGGUUUUGGCCUGUGAUGAGCGCUUCUGGGAACGGGAUGGCAUCCGAGGCGGGGUCUCCAUCACUGACGGGCCAUCGCGCUACAUCCACUACCCCAGCCACAGCUUCCCCAGCGGCAAAGGUGUCCUGCUCGCCUCCUACACUGUGGAUGACGAUUCCCUCUUCUUCACUGCCAUGAAGCAUGACCAGGUGGUGGAUAUCGUCCUGGAUGACCUGGCGGCAGUGCACCAGAUACCCAAAGAGGAGCUGCGGCAUCUGUGCCCAUCUUCCGUGGUCAAGCACUGGUCUCUGGAUCCCCUCACUAUCGGCGCCUUUGCUGAGUUCACACCCUACCAAUUUAUAGACUACUCACAAAAGCUCUUCCAGCCAGAAGGCCGUGUUCAUUUUGCAGGGGAACAUACCUCCCUGCCCCAUGGCUGGAUGGACACUGCCGUCAAGUCAGGCCUCCGGACUGCCAGGAACAUCCAGGCUGCUGUGGACAAGGAGGCCACUCAGGGAAAGGCGCCUCUGCACCAACCCUUUGCCAACGUCCAGGAUAGUUCCUCCAAGAGCAAUCCCUAA